This is a messenger RNA of Mya arenaria, 1554 nucleotides long. RefSeq lists its product as uncharacterized. Lineage: Eukaryota; Metazoa; Mollusca; Bivalvia; Myida; Myidae. The coding region runs from base 161 to 907 and encodes 248 amino acids. The record is from RefSeq and is a predicted model, not a curated record. The transcript has 2 exons.
UAAGCUGAACAUAAACUUUAACGAUAUCUUAUGAAUAAAAAUUAUAUGUGUUGAAUAGACUAAAACUUCCUGUUUGGCGACUUAAAAAUAUUGUUAGAUUCGACAAUACGUUGCUAUUGCUAUCACAUUGAAUUUCUUGAGUAAACGGAUUUUGAUCAAAAUGGAAUUACUCUGGGUGAUUAUAGGCCCUAUUGUUGGUCUGUUGUUCUUAAUACUGAUCACCAUCGCAUGCUGUUAUGCAAGGCGUAAAUGUGAGAAACAACGGAAACGACUGGUAGGGAGGUCAUUACAGGGAGAACAGCGAGUAGUAUCUGCUACGCUUGGAGAUGGUUAUAACAGAAGAACUGAUGAUUCCAUUCACCGAUUAAGAGAUAACAUAAACUCCGUUAUGGGUUCUGAUGAAACUAUGUAUAUUAAUGAUGAUAGUAAUAUUGUAGCAGAGGGAGAAUAUAAUACAUAUGUUCGAUGGAGUCUUGAUUUAAACAAUUUUAUGAUGUAUAAUUCUAAUGAUGGAUAUGAAUCAUGUGGAGAAGGGGGUUCCAAUGACCAAUAUAGAGCAAACAAACACACCGGAACAAAACAACCCACUGUGAAACACAUGGAAUAUCAUAAAAACAGGCAAGUGGAGAAAACACACAUGACUAAAAAGAAGAAAGUGGUUAAAACACAUGUGAAUAAAAACAGGCAAAUGGUGGAGACAAAUCUGAAUGAAAACCGGCAAGUUGUUGAGCCAAAUCUGAAUGAAAACAUGCAAGUGUUUAAGCCAUAUCUGAAUGAAAACAGGCAAGGGAUUGAGCCAUAUCUGAAUGAAAACAGGAAAGUGGUUGAUCCAAAUCUGACUGCAAACAGGCAAGUGGUUGAGCCAUGCAUGAAUGACAAUGACCCUGUCGAAGAAAGUGAGUCAUAGAUGGGUGGGUCACUUAUGACAACACUGUAGUCAUGACUGCUUUUGGAGUUUAAAGGAAGAUCAAAAAUCCGUCUUGCAGUCAUGAGUUUUGGCUCGUGCAUUGGAAAGCGUAUUUAAAUUCCAUUUAUCUUAUCUGACAGUCAAAAAACAAGGAAACAUUUAAUUUCGUAAGGAUAUCUGAAUAUUCUGUCUUAUAUUUUGGUAUUGGCAGUUUUAAAAUGAUCAUGUACUUUCGUUUUAUGCGCAUGCAAUCGUGUAAAUGUGUACAUAUGUAUUCAAUAAAUAUAUAGACUUCCUUCUAUAAAUUAGUUAACCAUAUGUAUAGUGAUUUACGUCUUCUUAGCAUAAUUAGUGUAUACAGAAUUUAAGAUUUUCUUUAAGAAAAAAAUAAAACACAAACAAAACGCAUUGACUUUUUGAUGAUUUGUUGAUUAUUUUAACAAUAAAUAUCGGUGCAAUUGGUGAAUGUAAAUGUUUUCUAAUUAAAGCAUACGUAUGCAUGCGUAUUAUGUUACCGUACAUAGUGAAUGCAUUGUUGGCCAAACAGCAGAUUAAUUUACACAUCCAUGUGAGAAUCAAUCUUUCAUCAUCGAAGUGAAUCAAUGGCCUUGACAUGUUGACAGCUCAACAUAUCUUACGAUACCGUA